GACCAUUCUUUCUGUGCUGAUACAGUGAUGAUGCUUGUAUACUUUUCCAACCACAAAGUCAGCUGAAAAGUUACAGUGUCUCCGACGAGUCUGCAUUCUCCACUCGUCCUGCUGUGAACAUUAGAAACUGAACAAACUACAUACUACUACAUGUAGCAUGUGCAAACCUCAUGAACAAUUGUAUAAAGUAUUAGUAUAUUUGUUUGACAAUCAAUGAUAGAAUAUCACAGUAACUGAAUCAUAUGUAGUUUUUAACGAUUGAGCGUUAACUUUGUGGAUAUGUAUGAAUAAGAUAUUCGAUACACCAUUGAAUAGAGAAUAUUGUAAAACCUUGGUAGAUUGAAAUAAGCAUGGCGGAGGCACUGUUAGAAGGAGAAGCUCCUGGUGAGAAUAUGACAGGAAGUGCGGACAUGACCCCCACGAAGCAGCAAACAUGUGGCACUGGUGUCUCAGUGGUGUCAUUCCAGCGUAGUCCUAAGGAUGCCGAGGAGGUAGUUGACUUACUCUUGAGAGAACUGAUUCCUCAGGAAGACUGGGAUGCAGCAAGUGAUGCUGAUUCUGAUUCACCAGUUUUAACUGAAGAAGGAUUGAGUCGUAUUUCUUCAUCAGCAAAGGCUGACACAUUGGACAGUGACAUCUCUGACCAUGUAACAGCAAAAGGGGCAGAUCCAGUAAAGCCCUCAAGUGGGAAAGAUGUUUCUCAAGCUCAGCAAGGCCAAGAAGGGAAUGAUGAUGUAUUGUCAGUUCUAAAAGACUUAGAUCAGUGUCUUGGAGAAUCAAGUUCAACAGAACCCUCAGUUUUAGGCACUUAUGUCACAGAAGAUAAUUGUGACACGUGCAGCGUGCUGUCAGACAUCACAGCUUACCUGUCUGAAGAUGACGAUCAGAGAAAAGAGUUGCAACAGGACAAGGGAUCUAAGGAGAGUCUUGUUACCAACGACGAUGAGAAGACAGAGUUGCUGGUUCGAAAUGGCAUUCAUGAGGACUUUGAUGGUACCACCAUGCUUGUUGAUGAGGAGCAGGGAAAAGCUGAAGAUGCAUUAGAAGUGUGCAUCUCUACAGAUAAAGAGCCUGCUGUAGAGGAAAGAUGUUGCAGCAGUGAAGCUAAAGGUGCUCAUCAGAUGGCAGCUAUUCAGAAACUUGACAGUCCUCUUUCAGAAGUAGAGGGAAUAGCAACUCACAAAGCUGGUGGUACACGUACUGAUGAAACUAGAAUUGAGCCACAAGAGAAUGGCACCAAGUGUUCCAUGCCCAAAGAUGUUUCAACAAAGAACAGCCAACCGUCUCAUAUGAUAACGGAUUGUGCUAUGGCAGUGUCAAACAAACCUACAAACUAUGUUGAUGAUGUAAUAAUUGAUCUGUGUGUGACACCUGAAGAAGAAAUAGAUCUAGUUGACCAGGAUGGUAAAUAUUUGACUGACAGUUUAGAAGGUGACUCAAUGGAAACUGAUGCACAGUUUGAAGUCAUCGAUGUCUGGCCAAAUCCUGCAUACAGCUGUGAGACUCCUCCAAAGUCUUUAGCUAGUAGCCCAAUUGUAGGAAGCAAAGGUUCCUCUACUCCAGAAAUAAGUUCUUUAUCUGACCACAAAGGGGCAAUAGAUAAAAGCAAUCAGUCGAGAGAAUUGAAUAGAUCUGUAGCUUCUGCUACUGCUGGUCUCGAAGCAUCUUCUCUAGUUAAUACAAGUGAAAAAGUAAAGGUUGGAGAAAUAAGAAGGAAGGCAGUUCCAACUGAGAGCAGUAGUGUGAGCGGCUCUGUUUACAGGCCCAAAGAAGUUUCUCUUAAAACUCCCCAGGCAGAACAAGUCUCUGAUGUUGCUGACAAGCUUCAAUCAUCUCAAGACAAGUCAAGAAACCCACAGCCUGUUGUAAGCAUGUCUCGGUGUACAAAAGAUUGUGGUUCUGAAAACAGUGGAAGGAGUGUUGUACACAAAAGCUCAGGUUUAAAGAGUAAGGCACAGAGUACCAGACCACCAACCAGUGGAGAUUGCGAUGUUGAAUUCUUGCAGCAGAACAAGAGAGUCAAAAUGGGUUCCAAUCCAGAAGGCACUGUCAAGUCACACACAGAAAGACCAAAACCAAAGAUAAAGCCUAUUGUCUGGGACCGCUCUCCAGCUCACAGCAGUAAGACCAGGAAUCCAGUUGUAUUUCCUGCACAGAAAACAGUAGUAAUAAAAUCUGAAGGAAAACAGGCUUUUUUAGCUCCAACUGCCAAGAACACUGUGGUAAAGAAGAUGGAAAUGCCCAAGCCGCAGAAGAAAACGGCAAUUAAGAAAAUUGUUUGGGACAGAUCACCUGCUCGGCAAAAGGACACAAGUAAAAAAAGUCCUCUUAAAGAUGGAGACCUGGAAAUAUGCAUCCCCAACAAGACAGAGGCUGUCAAGGAAGAUGUCAGACUUGUCUAUGAUCCACAGAGGCCGUUAUCACCAGAUUCCAAAAAUAAGCUACUGGAGCAUCUACUGAAGGUGGAGGAUAGCCAAGAAACUGAGACAGAGGAGAUACAACCAAGUAAACUUAAAGUUACCAUCUCAAAGUUGGACAGCAAGGUUACAGUGGCAGAAUCUGAUCCUGAUGUUCCAUGUAAAAAGCUUAAAUUAGCUGGAGAAAGAGGCAGUCAUACACUCACAUCUGUUGCAGAUAAACACAAAGGGAAGGCAAUGUCUGCUGCAGCCAAUAGUAGCAGUAGAUCUGGUCAGCACAAGUCUUCUAAGAGGGAGAAACAUAAAACUCACAAACAUUCAAAUCAUGAGGAAAGACUAGUAAUGCUCAAGGGAGAGCCCAAACCUACUGUCCAAGCAAGCAUGACAGCACACAACAGCAAAGAGAAACCACAACAUAAGGGUGAUGGUAAAGAAAAAUCUACGAGUGUAGAAAAGAAACUUUCUCCUUCUGAUGCCAUCAAGAGAAAGAGGAGUUCAAAACGAAGAAAGAAAUCAAGUGAUAGUAAUGAUUCAAAAGAUGGACAGGGCAAAAGUAGGAAAAAAGCAAAAGUGUCCAAUGACAUUGAAGAUGAGCUGUCUAGUCUCCUGGAAAUUACUCCAAUGGAAGGAAAGGUAUCCCGUCCAAUGUUCUCAGAGAAACUGCAGCAAGAAGCACAACCAUCAUCAGAUCCAAGAGAAGCAUGUAUUCAGAAGGACACUGUUGACACUGGAGGAGGCUCUGAGAUAUUGGAAACAGGGCCAAGCACAGAUGUGACUGACUUGUCUGAAAAGUUGCGCAGGUCUAGGGCCAAAAGGCAGCAACAGCAGAAAACCUCAGACACAGUGGUGGGCAUGGAGCCAACUGAAGUACAACAGGUACAUCUCCCUGACUCAGAAAUAUGUAAAGAGGACAAGUCCCAACAUGAUAUGGAAGAUAUGAUCACUGAUGAGCAGAAUACGGAGGAAACACAAGAAAAACAAGAAGUUAGGAUUACUCGCCAAGUUGUGAUAACAGAUGAUCAUAUCAGUAGCAUAGCAGCAAUGAAAACUUCAACAAUAGAUUCUGAAGAGGACUGGGAUGCUAUACUAGAUCUGACUGAUAAUGAAACUGAUCCUGGAAUACAAAUCACUUCGCCUGGCCAAAGUUCAGAUCUGAAGACAACCUUCCAAAGCAUCCUAGAUGAGGAGGACUUCUACAAUGAGAAUGCAGAAGCAUUGCACUUGGAAAAUCCCAUGGAAGAAAUCAUUGCACAAGAACGUCUUAUGUACAACGACACAAAUACUAUAGCCACAUCAACAUCAGCAGCACUGGAGGGGGAGGACCAUGUUACUAGCGACAACCUGUCUGGUUAUGAGACUGUGGAUGAGGUUGUGGACUCUGAUAAUGAAGUUCAAGUUGGUGGUAGUGGCUCACAGGUCAGGCUGGCAGCUACUGUAUCAAGUCCCAGUGUAAAAGCUUCAUUCUUCAUAUUACCAUGUCAAAAUCAGUCACCAACUGUGUUGAAGACAACUGAUUCUAUAAGUUCAAGCAUUUCUGUGUUUGUGAAAGACACCAAACAAAAUGACUCAGAAGAAAUGAAAGCGUGUGAGAGUACUAUUGUGAAGGAAGCAGCUUUAUCUGGUUUUACUGGUACUUCAGAUAUUGUUAGCAAUGAAGCUGCAAAAGUUGAUUCAGGAUUUGUGUUGCCAGAACAUGCUGGGGUUACCCAUGAGGAAUCGGAAAAAGUGCCUUCUCAAAUUGAUUUAGAGGUGACUGUCAGUAAAGAUACCAGUGAGGGAGAACCCAGAGGAACAGAUUCAAAAGAUUUGCCACUGACAGCUACCAGUACAGAUGUCCUGUGUGAUGAGCCAGAAGAGCCAGUCUGCAGGGACAGUUUACAAAAUGACUUGGGCCACAAUCUGAGAGAACUGUUAGAGAAAGCGCUGUUUGAAGCACUAAUCCAGAGUGAUAAAAAAGGGGCCGAAAAAAAGCCUUUGGAAGUGUGUAAUAGUCCCAUGGCAUUGGAACCAUCUCACUCUGAAACAAGUCAAAACCAGGUCUCUCCUUCACUAAAGGAAGAAGUGGACACAAGCAUGCAGAAUAGAGAGCAAAAAAGUGAUGCUACCAGUGGGGCUGGUGAACAAAGCCAAAUGUCUUCAUCUAAAGAGAAGGAUGUACCUUGUGAGAACACAUCUGAGAGUGCUGGUCCAGGGGCAAGCAUUGCCAAUAAAAUAGUUAUUGAUGACAGUUUUAAGGAGCCAGUAGAUUGUGGUGCCAUCGUGAAAUUGCCUCAAGUUGGUAAUGAAAAGAUAGGCCAGGUGUUGUCUUUAAAUAGCCAGCAUACCACAGAAAUUAGUCCAGCAGCUGCUGUUGUUUUGGAGACUUGCAUUGGAAAACAAGGUCAAGAUGCAGUCAAGCCAGUAGAACAUAAAGAUAGUGCAGACGCUGCUAUUGCAAAAGAAGAACAGAGGGCAUCACAUAGUAAAUCAGGAGAAGACCAGAACACCUCUGUGCCCCUACAAAGUAGCACAGUGAAGUCUGACUUGCCAGCUGCAGACAUCAGAGUUGUACGGGACAGCUGUAGCAAGGAAACUCCGGCUGCAAUCACCAGCCUUACAACUAGUGCACGGGUGGAAGACAAGCCUAAGCCCUGCACAGAUACCACAACAGUGUUCACCAGACUUGAGAACUCUCCGCAGAAGAAGUCAGAAUCUGGAGUGUUUAACAGACUUGGCGGGUACAGCACCAAACUGAAGGGCAAGAAGUCGCGAGCCGAGUGCUGCACCAAACCACGCUUCCACCCUUACCAAGGAAAGGCUCCUACUGACAGCAAAGGGCAAGGGAAUGAGAACAACGUCCAUCUGUGUAAAGAGUCACUAGAGGAGCUGAACCAGUUGGUCACUAAGGAAGACAAACAGGCAGGAUCUAAAAAACGUAAGAAACAGCGCAAGAAACAGCAGAAACCAGGCCCCAGCAGGCUUUACAAUGAGCUACAGGACAGACUACAGAGGGAGGGCCAUGAUAUCAGGGAAACCUACUACCUCGAUGGCGGCAGUGAAAAUCCGUACGACGAGGGUAGAUUUACUGGCAGGGGGUCAGAUCCAGAGUAUUGUCUUGAAGAGAUGCCCUGUGUUCGAAACAGUGACCCGUCUGAUAUGACGUCGAAAACGUAUCGCUUCAAAGCCACCAUCAAGGUCAAGUUCCCAAAACGGGACAAGGACUUCCACUGCUAUCCAGCUCCACAGCUUCCCAGGUUCAAAGACAUUCCUGAUAAAUUUCCUCGGCAUCAAAUGAAAAAGAAAGAGAAAAAGUAAACAGUCACCUAUAAGUACAAAGUUGAUAUCCAGUUUAGAAAGACAUGCAUUUCAUCAAAUUAUGAAGUUUUUAAUGCAGUGAGAGCCAUGCUUGUUUCUUCCACCACGGUAUUGAUGCAAGUAUGAAAGAGUAAAAAGUCCACAGAAGAAGAAUAAACAUUGUACUUUAAUCUUGAACACCUAGAUUACUUUCUUUCAGGAUGACAAUUUGUUGUCACCAGAAGUAGUGAUACUAUGGUUUGACACAGGAAGAAUCUUGUAAAUGUUUGGGCAGUCUCCUAAAAUCUCUUCCAUUCAGCAUUUAUUGUUUGAUAUACACUGAAUCAGGUUUAGGAACAGUUACUGUAGUUUUGAUAUUCCAUAUUAACUUCUUUCUUGAUGUCUUAUGUAGGAAUUAAAAGUUUCUACAUUAAAUGUUCAAGUUUUGUUUUGGAUGUCCUAAAUAAUUGUCUUGAAAACUGUAUGAUUAAAUAUAUUAAGUAUUUAUUGGAUUAUAGCAUUGUCAAAGUCUUAGACAGCAUCUGCAGUAGAAGUAAUGGCAGUAUCAAAAUUGUCAUUUUUCAAGUUAAAGUCUCCUGCUGCAGAUCAUUCGCUUCCUUUGCAGUGCUUGUUGAGAAUUCUUGAGAAGUAUCCUUUUUUUUUAUUUCUUUGAUAGAUAGUUGCCAAUGGUACAGAGAAGGGUACUCGGGGCUCAGAAUACUUCUCUCCUUACCUGUAAUACUGCAAGCUGACAAAAUUUUAUUGGCAAUUUGGAAAAUCUCUCCACUCAAGAACCUGUUCCCUCCUUACUACAAUCUGCUCAGCCUGCAAAAUUGCAAGUUCUUAAUGUUUUUCUACGAUGCUUUUUUUCCAGGUAACACUAACAGGUUGAUAGUUCAAGCCCUGAUACUUGUAUCAUAUUAGAAUAAGUGGACUUUGUUUAAGUCUAUAGACAACUUUGUUGUAUAAUUUGUUUAAACAAUUGACCAACCAGUGCUACUAUGUGCAUUGACUGUUUUCUGUAUACUGUAAGAUAUAUUUUGUCCUCUGCAGGGUAUGUUAGAUACUGAUAUGAUGCUAACAAUGCAGAUGUUUGGAAAAUUUGAUGACCGAGUUCAGCAAAUUUUUAUUCUAUCGGGGUACUGUUUCUCCAGAAAACUGGCAUAUUAUAUUGCAUUAGCCCUCUUACUUUUAACAUUAAACUACUGUAAAACACAACUUUUCUCAGUGCAAACAGUAUUGUUGACCUUGUUCAGCACAUUAAGGAGAUGCAAACUUGAUUUCGUGGA
Branchiostoma belcheri (Belcher's lancelet) is the source of this 6979-nucleotide messenger RNA. Its product is annotated as microtubule-associated protein 1B-like. The transcript has a single exon. The record is from RefSeq and is a predicted model, not a curated record. NCBI's taxonomy places the organism in Eukaryota, Metazoa, Chordata, Leptocardii, Amphioxiformes, Branchiostomatidae. The coding region runs from base 351 to 5711 and encodes 1786 amino acids.